This is a messenger RNA of Poeciliopsis prolifica (blackstripe livebearer), 1254 nucleotides long. RefSeq names its product checkpoint protein HUS1-like. Lineage: Eukaryota; Metazoa; Chordata; Actinopteri; Cyprinodontiformes; Poeciliidae. Gene Ontology annotation, cellular component: nucleolus; site of double-strand break; checkpoint clamp complex. The record is from RefSeq and is a predicted model, not a curated record. Gene Ontology annotation, biological process: meiotic DNA integrity checkpoint signaling; mitotic DNA replication checkpoint signaling; telomere maintenance.
UCCCGAAUUUAAACUGAGUUCAAAUCCCUCAGAAACUUUUUAUUUUCAGGUUGAAAUGAAGUUUCGGGGGAAAAUCACCGACAUCGCUUGUUUGAACCACUUCACCAGAGUGGUCACCACCAUCUCCAAGCUCACCAAGACCUGCGUCCUGCGGCUGACCCCGGACCACCUGUUCUUCAUCGUGCCGGGGAAAGUCACCAACGGAGGAGUCGGCAUGUGGUGUCAGCUGCUGCAGGCCAACUUCUUCCAGGAGUACCAGAUGGAGGGCGUGACCUCUGAGGUCCAAGAGAUCUGCCUGGAGGUGAGUCCAGAACCCUGGAGCCGGGCCCUGAAGACGGUCCAAUCCGCCAAGUCGGUGAAGCUGAAGCUGACCAGGAAGCACUGCGCCUCUACCGUCGCUGCUGAGCUGCCCACCCUGUCCAGCGUCGGCAGAGUCGUCACUCACGACGUUCCUGUUGACGUGAUUCCUCGAAGGCUCUGGCAGGAAUUCCAGGAAGCCGGCGUUCCGGACUUUGAUGUGAGCGUCUACCUUCCUCCUCUGAAGAUGAUGAAGAGUGUGGUGGACAGGAUGAAGAACCUCUCUAACUUCCUGGUGAUGGAGGCCAACCUGAACGGAGACAUGAACCUGAAGAUCCAGACCGACCUGGUUUCUGUCACCACUCACUUCAAAGACCUGGGGAACCCGGCAUGGGGCGAGGACUCCUCCCAGGACGGAGGUCCGUCUCAGAGCAGAGACCCAGAGGUCAUGGCAGAGGUCACGGUGGACAUCAGGAAGCUGCAGCAGUUCCUCGUGGGUCAGCAGGUCAACCCCAGCAAGGCCCUGUGCAAUAUUGUCCAUCAGAACGUGGUCCACCUCGUCCUGCUCCAUGAAGACGUUUCUCUGCAGUAUUUCAUCCCUGCUGUGGCCUGAUCCUCUGGUUCUGGUUCUGGUCGGGUUCACUGGGAGCUGGAGCGUUCUUUCUCUACUGGACCCGGAGGAGCAGAUUCAGAACCGCCAUCCAGACUUUCUAAAGACUUUACCUGCUGAACUGAGCGGCUGCAUGAAAUGUUUUAUAUUCAUCAGAGAUGAAGGAUUCAGUGUCUGAAUCGCUUCUAUUAAAGAUUUUAAAUCUGCUGGAUCCAAAAGCCUCCAUGUGAUUCUGUUCUGGCCCGUGAUGGACCGGACCCGUCCAUGUUCUCCUCCACCCUUCCACCUGACGGAGCCUCAAAUCCAAGACAAUGAGACGUGAAUCAAGAUUCUGUUUUUGGACUUAA